Messenger RNA from Owenia fusiformis, 1632 nucleotides. NCBI's taxonomy places the organism in Eukaryota, Metazoa, Annelida, Polychaeta, Sabellida, Oweniidae. The record is from the annotation of a GenBank genome assembly.
AAAAUAAAUACUAAACAUGAAUGAAUGAUAUGAAUAUUUCAUUUAUUAAAUUUUCAGAAUUAAAGAUUUGAACUGAUCCUUGUCACAUGACAGACAAAAUGGCAGCGCCCAUGAAAGAAUGAAAAUGUGGAAAUAUUUGUCAUAUUUUCGUGUAUCGAUAAGCUGACUGAGUUUUCAAAACUAAGCACAGGAUGGCAGGUCGAGGGCGGGGCCGUGGGAGAGGUACACUCUCAUUUUCAACUGAAUCUCUUGGAUUUGGGAGGGGUGAAGCUCUACCAACUUGUAUUUUGCAGCCUCCACCAAUUUAUCCUACUUUGGAAUUCCACCCUGUCCCACUAUUAGGAGGAGAAAGGCAGGCAUACAUGUUGGCACUGAAGCAAGAGUUCCGCAACACAAUGAGAGAAUCUCCACACUUCAUACAGGCUGAGGAAAAGAAAAAGGACAUUGAAAGAUACUCGGAUAAAUACCAGCUGGGCCCCCAAGACAAUACUAUAAACUGGGAACCUGAUUUUUCUCGGCUUCCCAAGGAAUUAAGAAUUAAAGUGAGAAGAUCUGCACGGAAAUAUAAGACUAAUGUAAAACCAAAUAUUUCCACUGCUAAACAUAAAGGUGCUGAAGAUGCCAAAGAUAUUGAAAAGAAAUUAGAGGCACUUGAAAAACUUGAGGAGACCAAAGGUGAUGAAGAGGAAGAUGAGGAAGACAAAGAGAAAAAGAAGGAAGGAGAGGAUAAAGGGGAAGAGGAGCCAGAAGAAGAGGACUUCUAUGAUGAAGAGGAAUUAGAGGAGGAAACAGAUUACAAUCUCAAUUAUUUUGACAAUGGCGAGGAAAUUGAUGAAGAAGAUGAUAAUCUUGAUGAAGGUGCCAUCUAUUGAGAAACUCAGGAACUAGAAAUAAAUACAACGAUCAGGAUCAUCAUCAUUUUCUAUGAAUGUAAACCAACUGGAGAGAAAAUGUACACUCUUCCUAUAUAUUUAUUGGGGAACAAUGGCAAUUUUUGCCAACAAAGUUGCAGAAAUGUGGGCAUAUAUUAUGCAAUAUUGAUGAAUCACCCGUAGUGAUGACUCCAAGGUGUGAAUACUGAUAUGGGGUUAACUAUGGGGCGUAUUAAAGCCAUUAGUUCAUACUGAAUGUUGGCCAUUCAGUGAUGUCACUAAGGUCCAACUGUAUGCUGUUUAUAGAAACUUCUCUUUAUGGUUUGUUUGGAAAUCAUGGUUUGUUUAAAAAUCAUGGUUUGACAAACAGCAUAUCAGUAAAUAAUUAUUUUGAUAUUGAAAUUAAAAAAUUGAAUUGAAUAUGAAUUGAAUUAAAGAUGCACACAUGUUUGUAUCAGUUUUGUGGUUUAUAGAAAGGAUCAGAAAUUUGAAUAUGAAUUAUUCCAAGAAAUAAAAAUAACAAAUUAAAAUUGAUUGUAUAAGGAUAUAAGAUGCACUGAAGUUUUGUAUACAAGGAUACUCAUUUGACAUUUGGUAUGUGUAGCCAAGUGAGAAUGGUGGAAGAGGAAUGGUUAUUUGAAAUUUAAAAAUUAAAAUUGAAUUGAAUUACAAUCCACAUGUGUUUGUAUUAACUCUGUGAUUCACGUUUUAUAGAAAGAAAAUAUGAAUUAUUCCGAGAAAUAAAAAUAUUAAACUAAAA